AAGAAAUGACAGAUUCCCAUAACCACAUUGAACUGCGAAGUGUUGUGAAAUCAAAAAUCGUUUUCGCUCGCGUAGAGCUUCAAAAACAGAAGCGUGCUAGUUAGAGCGCAUAUAGCGUUUAGCAAAGUAUUUUGCUACGAAUACGUUGGCUAGUUUGUGAUGAGGAAUAAUAUUGGUGAUCAUGCUCUGAAGAUGUUGUUGCCAUUGGUCAUUGCUAGCGCUGGCAAGCAAGUGAAAUCAUCUACCGUUCCAUCGCUGGUUGCUGCAGCACUCGACGAAUCCCGCCUUAAUUUGCUGGUACUGUGCGGUAGCACCUCCUGACGGAAACGCAACGGCCUGUGAACGUGCAAAGAUUCAUACGAAUAGGAUCAAGUAAAGGACAUCCUAAAUAGAGGCAAACCCAGCAAAGGGGAACGCCCGGGUUGCUUUCAAGUGCAUUCGAUUGAUUUUGCUGUGUUUUUGCAACGCUACGUACUACUACUCAACAGAUAGUGGAAUUGUGUGCUGAAAAUAAACCAUCGCCGUGCCUAUCUUGCAGCACUGAACCACACAGUAGUAGGCUACGACGAACACGGUGAAGCGCUGUGUAGUGCUGAAAAGUAAGCAUAGCUGAGGAAGGCCAACCAAGCAGAGAUACGCAGCGUAUUGAAACAGCAACACACAUUCAUCGUACGACGAACUACGGCGCACAGCACGACGUACUCAUACAACCUUGGGAACGAUAGAGCGACUAAAAAACGACGUAAUCAGACGGUUUUGUGUGAACAGUGGGACAAGUUUCGAAAGGAUAAUCAAGCGGUUAGAUUGGUGCAGUUUCCCGAAUCACCACCCACCGCGGCGGGUGCAGUGCGUUUUCUCACAUCAUGGAAUAUUCUAGCAACGACGUGAAGCAACUGUUCAGGUCCGUGUACACCCUGGUGAAGGUACAGGACGAACAGAAGGCGACACUCACGGUGGACGACAUUCUGCAGCCAAGUUUCCAGCUUAGCCAUCGCGUACUGGUCUCGCAGUGUAUACAACUAAUAUUUGAAGAUUUCGAAUGUGUCGGUCAGAAAUCGCGGGAAAUUCUGUGGCGCAAGGGCUACUACGAUGUGGUCUCUGUGCUGAAACGUCAGAAGGGCCGUGCAAAUGGGACGGCGCUGCUGCAUGCCGCUGACCGGUUGAUACGCGAGGGCAUCAACUACUUCAAGGCCAUCGUGCUGCGUUUCGAGCAAAUCUUCAACCUGGAUUCGUUACGCUACCUGGUUGACUUGACUUUGCUAGAGGACUACGAUAUGGAGAUGCUACGUGAGGAACCAUCGUGCUACUCACUGCUGCAGCUGCAAGCGUUGGAUGACGCUGCUGCAAAGGAGCUUUACACCAAGCAAGAAAUUGCGUACGCACUGGAGACGAUCCAAGCGCUGUUGAUCGCGCUGGGAGAUUUGCAUCGCUAUCAGCUCGAGUUCGGUAUCGGCAAUCGGAUGCAGUUGCGCGAACGUACCCGCAAGUACUAUCUGGAAGCAUUCAAGCUAAACCCGAAGAUGGGCAUGCCACAGAAUCAGCUCGGCAUGUUGGUCGGUGGACAGAACGGGCAUCUCGAUGCGGUGUACCAUUAUCUGUAUUCGCUAUGCUGUGUAAUUCCGUUCGAGUGCAGCGAAGCGAACGUAAACGUAAUCUUUCAGAAGAACAUUCGCCACCUGGAGUGUGGCGGUGAGCUAGCGAAUGGUGUCGUGGACGGAAAUGAUAUAUUGGUGGACGAGUUUAUCGCUACCUUUCUGCUGGUGGUGGAUGUGUUCUUUUACGACAAGGUCGUCACCGACUUUAACGCCCUGUGCCACUCGGUGCUGAUGGAGUUUAAGAAGAUCCUUAGUAUUCGGCAGCUGCUAGAAGAGUACUAUCUGACGGAUGAUAUGCUGUUUAAGAUUGUGUCGAUUCUGUUCUUUUGCAUGCAUCGCAUCAAGCUGAUCAACUCGGAUAAGAUUUACAGCUUGAACGCGUUUUUAGUGGCGCUCUGCUCGGAACUGCUCCAGUGGUGCACGUCCAGCUUUGAAAAGUUCACGAGCGAGCGCAGCCGUGAGGAUGCGCAGUUCCAGGAGCUUUACCUUCGCCGGUACCAACGCUACAGUGCACAGGUGCAUCGUGCUCGGGACAAAAUUAGGAACGGGUCGACGAUGUAUUCCAAGGAUCAAAAAUCAUCAUCCGGCGUUGAGGAAGGAACGGGCAGCCAGGAUAGUCGCGGUAACAAGGAGAACGAAGUUGCGAAUCAUGUUGGCAAGGGAUCGUCAACGUCGACCAUUGCUAGCGGAACUGGAAAUGGUACCGAAAAUGGUCGUGGCAAGGGAACGAAUAGUCGUCAGAAGAAGCAUUCCCGUCGUCGUAGACGUGCAUAUUCGAAUGAAAGCGAUUCGGAAGAUGGCGAACGCUAUGGAGACGAAGACGAGGAUGUAUCGGAGGACGAUUACUACGAUAGAUCGGGAACGGAGUUUAGCAACAGCAGCAGCGCAGAGGAGGAGGAAGACGAAGAUGAUGUAAUGUCACUGUCAAGCUACGGAUCGUACGAUGAAUAUUCUGAUGAAGAAGUUGACGAUCAGGAGGAGGAUCGUGAUCGUUCCGACGAUGAAGCAGAUGAUCACACGGCGCAGCGAAAUGAAGACGAACCGCAAGAUAUCAUCGCUGGCGAGGAGUUAGCUCCGGAGCAAUUGAAGUUUAAAAAACGCUACCAAAAGCUGGAUCCUAACAUUGUGCUAGAGUUUGCCCAGGGCGAGCGAACGAUGCGUUCGCUAAAGAUCCUGUUCGACUGGUUGCUGUGCAAUAUGGAUGUGCUGCACAAUUGCUAUCAAUCGAACCCGGAAUUUCUGCACAAUAUCAUGAAGCUGCUGAACUGCUUCAAUUUGGACUUUUUCACGAACCGAUUCUACUUCACGCGGGAUCUGAUUACUGUCCAGGGCUUGCGCGAUGAUCUGCAGGCCAUCUUUAACGUGCGUCGUACCAUUCCGCUGCAGGAGGACAUUGCGAUGAAGCGCUUCCCGCUAUUCGAACCGGCACAGGAGGGUCUGCUGUGGGAAACACCGUACAAGCUGGGCAUUGGCCAGGAAGAUGAAAGUUUCCUUCGCCUGAUGAAGAUGGUUGACUUCGGAUUUGCCGUGUGCAAGUCGAAAAAGUUCGACUACUGCUUCCAACCAAAGGUGCGUGCAUUCAAAGUGCGUAUGGGUUAUCAUGGAAGCGAUGGCAGCAACAAUGGUCGCAACAAAUCUUCAUCUAAAGGUCAACGGAACGGUGGGAAACAGAGACGCAAGGGUGAAACGAUGGUGGGACGAAACGGUGGUGCAAACAAGCGGGAUUGGAAUGUAGUAUGUAGUGGCGACGGAGGAAGCAAAUCCCGUGUUCUAUCGUACAGUCAAUCACGUACUGGCCGCACGACAAAAGGAACUGCAGUAGUAGAGGUUAAGCAUCGUCGUAGAACGAACGAAAAUAAUGAUCAACGCCGUGAGGAAUCGGCGAAUGAUGUUCUACUUACGCGGGAGCCUAACAAGCGUCAGCGUAACCGGAUGCGCAACAAGGCACGGAAUGGAAACGACGACUAUGGGUUGAUGGCCGAAGCUGCAGCAGCUCCGACGCUGUUUACGAAGAAAGGUUACCUUCAUAACCGUGCUAAUGGAAUGUUGAUGCAACGUGGUACUGCUGGCACCGGACACAACGGAGUCUCGGAUGAUGCUGGCGAUGAGAUCCAGCGGGAGAAGAAAGCUGCGGCACCUCAGGAAAAAGGUGAUAUCAGCGCAAUUAUGGGUCAGCUGUGGUUACGGAAUGAGGUCGAAACGCUUGAAUCAAAGGUGAAUAAACGAGCUGGUAACGUAACGUUGACACCGUAUUUGGUGUUGGAUUCGAAGUGUCUGACCGAGUACACUUCCAUAGUGAAGAAUUUGAUCAGAACAAAGAAAUUUGUCGUUCUGAUUCCGGGUGCUGUUUUGGGUGACCUGGAUGAAUUGAAAAAGCACAGCGAAGGUGCACGUAACGCCAUCAAGUGGAUGGAGGUUGAGUUUAGCAAGGGCAAUCGUUUCCUGCGUGCGCAGAAGAAUCAUGAAUCAUUGCCGAUGCCAUUGGUGAAAAUUCCGAAAAAGUUAGAUCGCGAAGGUGCGGUAUUCAAUCAGAUCGUUCAGUUCUGUAACCACAUCGUGACUAACCAAGCCGAUAAUGAUAACGACAUCAUCACCUACCUGUCGGGAGACAAUCUGCAGGAAAAGAAACUCUGCAACGGUAGCAGCUACAUCGGCAUCCUGGAGGCCAUACCGGUCAAGUUCGAGCAAAUUGUCACGUUCUACUCUAGCUACAAGAGGAAAUGAACAACGGCGUUAGCGUUCUCGGCCGAACAGGAGUGUUGGUCUUUGGUCUAAAACUCUGCAGCGAACAAACACCGUAAAAGGCAAACAGAAGCAGAAAAAACGAGCAUCAACAGCAAUAGCAAAUUCAUUCCUCUCUCCUCCAACUCAAAGGGUGGAGUCGUGUUUCCAGCGUCCAACCUUCUAUGUGCUACCUUCCGUGUUUUCUGCCAACAGACUGGGAGGACAGUGAAAGGGUUGAGCGACGCUACGACGGAAGGAUACAAAGGGCCCUCGCGAUUGCUUACGGCAUCCUUGUGUCUAUGUUCCUUCAUCCUAACCCUAAAAUCCAGUACGGUAGCUGUGUGUGUGUUCGCAUAAUCUCUCCAUCUUCUGGGCAUUCGAAAAUCAAGUGGAAACAUCAUAUUUGCCUUGUUCAGAAUUUGGUGUCCCGUGUCCGGUUGAAAGAGGUUUUUCAUACCGAGGGGCAGGCGCCUGCAGUACGCCAGAGAAAUUAACACCAGCAAGGAGAGUGAGAGAGAAAAAGAGAAAGAAAGGAAAAGGGAGAGAGAGAGACGAAGCAAAAAUUGAAGCAAGGCUGAAGAGAUAUUUAAUUUGUUCUUGUUAGAAAGGAGAAAACUUGGAUAAAGACGGAAUGGGAAGUCUCUGACGAGGAGCAAAAACAAAUCAUUUGUAUUUAGGAAGCCAUCGCUGUGUGGUUAGGUUAACGUUCGGAAGAGGUGGCGCGCGUGGGUUUCUGUGGAGCCAUUUUACUAACAGCAACCGAAACGAUUUCAUCAAAACAAAAUUGUUUGUUCGGUAUUUUGCUCUUUGGAAACACCACGUUGAACAUAACCUUCCAGCAUCCGCAUCACCCAGAUCGUGUGAUGGUUUUCGUGAAUGUAGGUGUUUGCUCGACACCGUUGAAAUUGUGCAACUACAAGACCAUUCAGUAGCAAAGCGAGCGAUUGUGGAAAACUUUUCUCCCAAUCAUCAUUUGGUUAAGAGUUGGAAGUUUGGAGCAAGCAAAAACCACGCGUCUAGACUCGUAAGAACCAUUCCGCGCAAAAUUUGAAAUCGUUCGCGCAAAGAAGCGCAAACGCAUUGCAUUGUGCGGCUAUCUUUUGCAAGCAUCGAUUUUCUUCGUUCUUCAUUAUUCUUUAAUUUUAAUCAUAAACCGGCUUAAACAUCCAUACUUACUUUUGUUAAUCUUUCAUUUUUCGUUCAACAAAGCAACAAAUUGAUUCGAAGGAGAAUUUAUACAUUUCACAGAGACUAACGUUCCAUUGUGCGUUAGCAAAACACGAUGGUUCAUUGUACAGCUCGAAAAGUUGAGGAACUCAGCUUUCUGGCAAUCAUUCAUAUUAUUCCGUAAAACAUUCUGUUCAAAAUGGUCAUUUGCAAAUCGGUUACGAUAUUCCUAUAAAAUGUACAACUAAAAUUAUUCUUCCCUACGUUUAUGGUGAUCACAGGCAGAAAGUACUUGUUCGUACGUGCGAUAUUGGAUCUCAAGUUUCAUCUAUGUUUUCCAUUUUGUAACGAUUCUACACAGUUCGAAGCGAUAAGUAUUAAUGGGUCUCCAACUAAGUAAAGUCCAACUUUUGUUUUGAAUUACCAACAAUGAACCAGACUCCUAAUCUAGUUUAAACUAUCUGUUGAAAUGUUAGACGACACUGAAUUAGAAACUAUUUCUUUUUAUCCGCGUAAUAAAACGGUGAUAAGCGGCAGACAAACAGGGGAAAAAACUAAAGAGAAAAGUAUCUUAAAAUUAUGUUUCAGUUCUUUGCCUACGCGUACUACACACACACAAAAACAAAAACUAUUAUGCUUAAUUUUCUUUGCCGAGCUCGCAUUAAAUAAAAAUCCUAAUUGAUGGAACA
This is a messenger RNA of Anopheles funestus (African malaria mosquito), 6175 nucleotides long. RefSeq names its product nonsense-mediated mRNA decay factor SMG5 (gene Smg5). The transcript is spliced from 5 exons. The record is from RefSeq and is a predicted model, not a curated record. Gene Ontology annotation, biological process: nuclear-transcribed mRNA catabolic process, nonsense-mediated decay. Bases 864 to 4319 code for a protein of 1151 amino acids. NCBI's taxonomy places the organism in Eukaryota, Metazoa, Arthropoda, Insecta, Diptera, Culicidae. Gene Ontology annotation, cellular component: telomerase holoenzyme complex. Gene Ontology annotation, molecular function: protein binding; telomerase RNA binding; telomeric repeat DNA binding.